UACUCUAGAACUAAAGAAGAAAAAACCCCUAGAACCACACGCCUCCACCAUGAACGACACCACCAACGAUCACCCUACACCUCACCUCGAUGACGAUGAUGACGACAACGAUAACGACAACCCUUCUUCUCAGAUCAGCUAUCACCCUUCCAACGCCGCGCCCUCGCCCCACGCCCUCGCCGUCCUCGACUCUCACGCCCUCUAUGCCUCCGAUAUGCCUCCCGCCGACCAGCUCACCCUUUCCUUUCAGGGAGAAGUUUAUGUUUUCGACUCUGUUUCCCCUGAAAAGGUUCAGGCAGUUUUGUUGUUGUUGGGUGGGUAUGAAGUGCCCACCGGUAUUCCUACUCCGGGGAUGACACCUCAGAACCACAGGAACUUGGGUGAUUAUCCUGGAAGGUCAAGUCAGCCUCAGAGGGCUGCCUCUUUAAACCGGUUCAGAGAGAAGAGGAAAGAACGAUGUUUUGAAAAGAAGAUCCGUUAUACAGUUCGCAAAGAAGUUGCCCUCAGGAUGCAGCGCAAGAAAGGUCAGUUUAUGUCAUCAAAAUCAGUGCUUGACGAACCAGGCUCAUCUUCUGCGGAUUGGAAUGGUAAUUGUGGCCCGGAAGAGCAGGAAACCUCAUGUAUACAUUGUGGCAUCAGCUCAAAGUCCACCCCUAUGAUGCGACGUGGACCAGAUGGGCCAAAAACUUUGUGUAAUGCAUGUGGUCUCAAGUGGGCCAGCAAGGGAGUCUUGAGGGACCUGACAAAAGUUCCCAUUAUCAUGCAGCAGCAUCCUAUGAAGCUUGGCGGGGAAACUAAUGGAGAGGAUACAGGCGUGCCCCCUCCCAACGUGAUCACAUCUUCUAGUGGCGACAACUAGUCCUUGAGCCAUUGACUGCAAAUAAGAAGGCCAGUUGCAGUUCCUACAUCUGCUGUGGUGGUGAGCUCGAUUCACAACUUGAGAUAUAUUGCACAUAUACUGGCCCAGUGGAUAGGCAUGUAAUGCUGCUAAUCUGGAAUAUGCCAUUGAUUGUUCCAAGAAAUGGAUGCUGCUGCAAAACUCCAUUCUUUUUUAGAAAUUUGAACAAGAGAUGUAAAUAUCAAUAUGCAUAGGAAUGGUGAAAUUAAAGAUUGUUUGAAGAUAAUUAAGAAAUAUUUUUUAAGAUUUAGGUUGGUGUAUGUUUUUUGGUUA
This is a messenger RNA of Salvia splendens (bonfire salvia), 1171 nucleotides long. Its product is annotated as GATA transcription factor 24. The coding region runs from base 50 to 859 and encodes 269 amino acids. Gene Ontology annotation, biological process: regulation of DNA-templated transcription. The record is from RefSeq and is a predicted model, not a curated record. Gene Ontology annotation, molecular function: zinc ion binding; protein binding; sequence-specific DNA binding. NCBI's taxonomy places the organism in Eukaryota, Viridiplantae, Streptophyta, Magnoliopsida, Lamiales, Lamiaceae. The transcript has 7 exons.